Messenger RNA from Pseudomassariella vexata, 1537 nucleotides. RefSeq lists its product as uncharacterized. The record is from RefSeq and is a predicted model, not a curated record. Bases 376 to 1311 code for a protein of 311 amino acids. NCBI's taxonomy places the organism in Eukaryota, Fungi, Ascomycota, Sordariomycetes, Amphisphaeriales, Pseudomassariaceae. The transcript has a single exon.
UACGAAAUAAUGAAAAAUAUAAGUCGCUAUGUGACAAGGCUUCCAGAUCGUGCACAAUGGCGGAACCCCUCUAGAUACUUGUACACCGAAUCAUGUGGAAAUCCGCAGGGCGACAAUCACUGUCUCGACUCCGCCGGACGAAGUGGACCAGACACCACCACAUUGAAGAGAGUAUAUGAAUGCUCUAUUUACCAUUUCAGAAAUAUCUAUCUCACACAAAGCCAUCACAAACAACUAUCUCGGCUCUGAGUUGGUCAAAAAAAGACACACAUAGAAAUACGAUUGCACCCCAACCUAGGUCCAAGCAGCAAAGUAACUCAACACCUGAGUCCAGACACAUUCAGAAAUCAUUUUGCACCGAACUCAGAAACCAGCAUGUCCACCCCAACCAUCUUCGUCACCGGUGCCACGGGCGCUCAAGGCGGCGCCGUAGCCCGGCUCGCCUCUAAACUCAAUUGGACCGUCCACGCCACCGUUCGGGAUCUAGAUUCCCCCUCUGCCAAAUCCCUUGCCUUACUUGGCGUCGAGCUCACCCGCGGUGACUGGGACGACGAAGCCGCCCUCAAGAAAAGCAUCGCCGGUUGUGACUUCCUGUUUCUCAACCUGUUCCCCGACUUCUUCGACCUACUGCACGAGCGCAGACAAGCCCAGGGUAUCAUUCGCAUCGCCAAGGAAUCAGGCGUUGAACACAUUCUCUACUCGAGCGGCUUCCGGACUCGAUAUCAGCCGGACCUGCCGGCUCGGCUCAGGGAACAGCUUGAGGACAGCCUAGUGCUGGAGACGCUCGCCUCGAAGAAAGCCAUCGAGGACGACACCAAGAAAGCGGGGUUCGAUAAAUGGACCAUCCUCCGCCCCGGCUUCUUCAUGGCUAACUUGCUGUUGCCCAAUGUCCGCAUGUAUGGUGAUUUUAACGAGACGGGCGUCUGGGCGCAGGGUUUGCUUCCGUCGACGCAGCUGCCGCUGAUCGACACGGAAGACAUUGCCAGGUUUGCCAUUGCCGCUUUUCAGAAUCCGGAGAAGUUCAGUGGCAAACAGAUCCCGCUGGCGAGCGAGGUGCGCACCCCGAAUGAGCUCAUGGCCCUGGUUACUGCGGCUUCGGGCAAGAAGGUCAAGGCCAAGUUCUUGUCCGAUGAGGAGAUGCUGCGCAUGCUUGGGGAGAAUCCAUUUAUUAUCAGUCACGUGUUGAUGCGCGACAUGUCUUGGAAUGUGGAUAUUGACGAGGUCAAGUCCUUGGGGAUUCCUAUGGGCACAUUUGAGAACUACUUGAAGAGGGAGAAGAAAGCCGUUGAUGAAACGUAUAAGAAUCUCUGAUUUUCAGAUAACGGGUCAAGUUGUACCAUAUGGGAGACAACAAUUAGGGGUAUCAGUUCGCAACUUUGAAAUAAUAUCGCUGUCGCAUUGCCUAAGGUGAACCAGCACGAACACAUCGUUGCCACCAGCAAGCGCGCCGUGACCAUCGCCUCAAAAGGCGAGCUUGAAAGUGCAGGAGCCGCCUUCUUUCAAUGCCAAAAGACCUUCAAGUCCACCAUCCGACCAG